Molecule: messenger RNA, 3532 nt
Organism: Pecten maximus
Lineage: Eukaryota; Metazoa; Mollusca; Bivalvia; Pectinida; Pectinidae
Product: metalloproteinase inhibitor 4-like
Exons: 6
Coding region: 597-1400 (267 amino acids)
Biological process (GO): negative regulation of membrane protein ectodomain proteolysis; negative regulation of endopeptidase activity
Cellular component (GO): extracellular matrix
Molecular function (GO): metalloendopeptidase inhibitor activity; protease binding
Source: RefSeq, a predicted model, not a curated record
AAAUACUGCUGUAGAGUCAGUUCUCGGUCAGAGCUGCUUUGACAGACUGAGUUACUUUCUCUAAGUGUGAAAACACUUUUUUAACACUUAGUCAAAAACUUGUUUUGAAAACCGCACCCUGACCAGCUGUGGGUGAAUUGAAAAUCUCUGGGAGUAAGGAACAGGCAAAAUUUAAAGUUUUGGCUCCAGGUCUGGGCAUUCGUCCCAAACUAGAUAUCCAUUCUCCCAUUAACAGGUUUACAGUGGGAGUUGAUUUACCUGGAUUAUUUUUUACCCGGAGGCUGUAACUCCAAUACAGGUGUAACUUGGAUUAUCUACCUGUGUUACCUGUGCCCUGGAUUAUUUCCCUGUAUUAACUGCAGGUUGUGACUUGGCAUACAGUUGUAAUUAGGAUUAUCUACUUGUGUUACCUGGAAGCUGUGGACAGGUGUAACUUGUAUUAUCUACCUGCAAUACCUGGACACUUGCAACAGGUGUGAACAGGUGUAACUUGGAUUAUCUACCUGUAUUGCAGACACUGUAAUUAACCUACCUGUGUUACCUGGAUGCUGUGAACAGGUGUAAAACCUGCUGUGAUAUUUAAUUAAGACGACACUAUGGAAUUACUGCUGUACAUAUCUGUGCUCCUGUUAUCUCUGCGGGAAACAUUAUCGUGCUCUUGUUUACCAUCUCACGGACAGUACCUUUACUGCCGGUCAGACUUCAUUCUGGUUGCUACGGUAAAGGCGGAGAAGAACAUCUAUAGCAGACAUGAUGUCAGAAAUGAGUUACCGCUAUCAAAUGUAGAUUUCGUCAGUAGCUCCUUUGAUUCCAGGAUACCAAUUGAACGUCACUACAGAGUCAGGGUACAUCGCACAUUCAAGGGAAAUUUGAACAAAGAUUACCAAAGAGCAUUGAAGAAGUAUCUGUACACUGGAGGCUCUGACGCUGCCUGUGGGGUUGUAUUGAAGCACCGAAAAACAUAUAUUUUGUCAGGUACAAUCCGAAACAACCAGCUAUGGAUCAGUCGAUGUGGCUGGGUUGAAGAGUACAAAACUCUCAAUCUUCACCAGAAAAAGUUCCUCAAGUUCAAAUACAAGCACAACUGCGAUUGCACAGUGACCACCUGCUUUGGCGAGUAUUGCCCUGGGACCCGCAGGCUCUUUCGCCGAGAUUAUUGUAAAUAUCAACCCAACUGGACCCAAGAUUGUUACCAACGCCAUGGGCAGUGUAUGAGGAAGGAUGGCGUGUGUCAGUGGAAGAAAAACAACCAGUUUAAGGUGUGUUUGAAACAAAAUGAAGAACCCUUUCCGUGGAAGAAACGACACCUUUUACCGAUCGGACCAGAGAUUCCCCCAGAAACCAGCAACGAAUCAAACGGUCAUAGUAGCCCAAGUUUCCCUGGGUACCAGGAACCGUGAAACAGAUCCUAGAUAUUUUAGUUUUUAAAAUUGUGUCAGGAACCUCCUGGUGGUGGCUAUGCAGAGAGCAUAGGUGUGAUAGAGUUGUACCCCUUGGACUUGGACGGUUGUGUUAGAUGGCAGCUGGAAUGGGAUAACAGAGAGACUGUCGUUUAGACUUUUUUGUGAAUCUGUGAUAAUUAAGUUUGGAUGUAUUGAUUUCUUCCAGCUUCAAAGAGCAGCUCAGACUCUGAUCAAGCAAACAAAACAUGCUUUGAAGAGCAGCUCUGACUCUGAUCAAGAAAAUUAAGACUUUGACUCUGAUCAGGCAAUCAAAGAAAGCUUCAAAGAGCAGCUUUGACUCUGAUCAGGCAAAUAAAGCAAGCUUCUAAGAGCAGCUCAGACUUUGAUCAGGCAAACAAAGAAAGCUUCAAAGAGUUGCUAUGAAUCUGACCAUGCAAACAAAGUAAGCUUCUAAGAGCAGGUCAGUCGUUGAUCCACAACCAAAUAAAGAACGAGUUGCUUUAAAGAACAGCUCAGACCCUGAUCAGGCAAAUAAUGUAUUUUUCUCAAAGAUGAUCAAAGACUCUAAUCAACAAUUGAUGUAUUUUUUCUGAAUGCAUUUAUUUCAAAAAGUUAAGCUUAUAGACACUGAUCUGACAAAAAUCACUUUAAAUUCAAGGAGUGCCAUGCAAACUUUAAGCAUCAGAAGAAAACAUGUAAAAAUACCCAAAAAUAUUUAAUAUGUAGGAUCAAACAAAAACUAAUAAUGCCAUUUGAAGUCCAGGUACUCAUCAACUUUCAUCAGGAUGUCUAUAAUGGACUUAACCAACUAAAGUUUUAAAAUAUAUAAGAACGGAAAAAUCUAGUUUAACUGCUAGAAAAUGUUCAGCAUUUCUACUAUCAAACUGUAAUACAAAUUAAAAGUAUAUUGGCUAAUAUUGUCAAAUUAAAAAAAAAAAAAAAAAAGAAAAGAAAAGAAAAAGAAGCAGCAACAAGGAAAGCUAUUGACAACUUCUACCUUAUCAACAAAUUUUGCUUUAAAAUUUGGCAAGGAUGUUUUUUUUUUAAAUGUAAAAAUUUGUAGGUAACUGAAACAAAUACAUCUGUUAAUACUUAACAUCCAGCUUCACACAAGAAGUUCUCAAUUGUGUGAAUCAAACCAGCAUUCGUUACAUUCAGAUUCAACUGUGGAGUUGAAUGAAGAAGUAAUAGGGCACCAUGUUUAUUUGAAUAUUUACUAUUUCGCAGAUAUAUAUUUUCAUUUCAUCAGAAUAAUUGUACAUUUUUGUACAUUGUAUGUGAUAGUUGAUAGGCCUGAAUGCAUUGUCUAGGUUCCGUCCUAGUUAAAAGUAUUCAAUUUCACUACAAAUGAUGUAUGUUUUGUAAACAGGUAUAAUUAUGAACUUUUAAAAUUUAUAUUCAACACUGUCAUCUCAUGUUUUCCUUUUUAAAGCCAUCUCUAAUGAAAUUGAUUAAAGAUAAUUUCAGCAUCUUUAACAAAUGUUUCUAAUUGAAAAAUCAAUUAGAAUUGAAUUUCAUAUCUUAAUCAUUAAGGAGAUAAUUGAUCCCAUUUUCCUUUUAAGUUUUCUUUGUAAUUAUAUUUAAAUGGCCAUAUUUAUCCUGCAGUAAGCUCAUGGGAUUCCACAAAUAAACUUGACUCAAAGUAAAAGGGUUGGGUUAUUUCAGGACAAUUAAGUUAAUGGAUUUGUUGGUACUGAACUACAAUUGCUAGUGGUGGGCUUAUUAUCAGACAUGGGCUUAUUAUCAGACAUGGGCUUAUUAUCAGACAUGGGCUUAUUGUCAGGUAAAUAUGGUAUUAUGUGUAACUCUAAAUAUAGCAUAUGUUGUAAAUACAUGUAUAUAAAUAUACAUCAUCAGCUGAAAAUAUAUGAAGGGAGACAACUCCUGCAUGAUGAUAAUUUCAUUUAUAUUUUUAAAGUGAAUAAUUUAAUUUGUAUUUAACAAUCAUAAGUGAGACUUGUACAGAAAUACAUAUCAGUUCGAACUGUGUUGAUUUUGUGUACAUUAGUUUAAAUUGUAGUUAAAUGCUUUUAAUUGUAGUAAACCUACUUGAACUACAAAAAUAUGCAUGUUUUUAAAUAAAUAUCUGUAAAAACAUUAACUUUAAUAAAUGCAUCAUUGGAACAUUA